This is a messenger RNA of Podarcis raffonei (Aeolian wall lizard), 2984 nucleotides long. It is a transcript of the gene HMX3, whose product is annotated as H6 family homeobox 3. Lineage: Eukaryota; Metazoa; Chordata; Lepidosauria; Squamata; Lacertidae. Gene Ontology annotation, molecular function: DNA-binding transcription factor activity, RNA polymerase II-specific; RNA polymerase II transcription regulatory region sequence-specific DNA binding. Gene Ontology annotation, cellular component: nucleus. The transcript has 2 exons. Gene Ontology annotation, biological process: regulation of transcription by RNA polymerase II. The coding region runs from base 520 to 1548 and encodes 342 amino acids. The record is from RefSeq and is a predicted model, not a curated record.
GGCGGCGGGGAGAGGCGAAGGAGGGGGGGUGCGCGCCGCCUGCCUCUCCUUCUCUCCCUCUUCUCCCUCACUCACUCUGCUUUGCCCUGCCUAGUGGCACUGGGGGAGUCCGGGGGCCCAGCCGACGCCGCUGACGCCUUGCCCGGCCCGAGGCCGCUUGCCACGCUCCGCGCCCCAGCGCCGCUGCCGCCGCCCAGCGCCACCCCACUGGGCUUGACAUUUGGAUUUCCGCGUUAGCAUUCGGCGCCGGGUUGACGCAGGAGAAGCCGCAGCAGCAGCACCGGCAGGAGGAGGAGGAAGAGGAAGAGGAGGAGAAGCGCCCCCCACGGACUUCCAAGUCUCGCUGCCUGGCUGGCUGGAGGACCGGGACUCGUCCGGGUGUCGUGCGGCCCCCACCUCCACUCCAUCCCUCUCCCCUUCCUUCCCCCUGCCGUCCUUCCCCCAUGCCAUCGGCCAACUCGGAGCCACUCCGGAGCGCAGUGUGAACGCCGUCCCGCGGACGUGGGCAACGUGGGAAGGAUGCCCGAGACCGGACAGGACGCCCCCGGCAGCCAAGCGCAGCCCCCGCCGCCGCCGCAGCAGCAGCAGCAACAGCCCCCUCCGUCGUCGCAACCCAAGGAGUCGCCGUUCUCCAUCAAGAACUUGCUCAAUGGGGACCACCCCAAGGCGUCUCCUAAGCAGCCCCGGGCGCUCUUCCCUCCGGCGGCCAAGGGGGCUCUGGAGGGGGCCGGCUUCGCCCUGUCGCAGAUGGGUGACCUCGCCUUCCCGAGAUUCGAGAUCCCGGCGCAGAGAUUUGCUUUGCCUGCACACUAUCUGGAGAGGUCCCCUGCCUGGUGGUAUCCUUACAGUUUGACGCCCGCCGGAGGCCACCUGCCUAGGCCAGAAGUUUCCGUGGACAAAGCCUUCCUCAGAGACUCCUCGCCGGCCUCGGUGGGCACAGACAGGGACUCCCCGGACGAGCCCUUGCUGAAGGCCGAGCGAGAGGCGAAGGAGCUGGACUCCAAGAGCCCCGACGAGAUCAUCUUGGAGGAGAGCGACUCGGAGGAGGUGAAGAAGGAGGAGAGCGGCGCCGAGGACUGGCCAAAGCGCGAGUCGGAGGCGGGCAGCCCGGAGAAGAAGCCUUGCCGCAAGAAGAAGACUCGCACCGUCUUCUCGCGCAGCCAGGUCUUCCAGCUGGAGUCCACCUUCGACAUGAAGCGCUACCUGAGCAGCUCCGAGCGCGCCGGCCUGGCCGCCUCGCUCCACCUCACCGAGACUCAGGUCAAGAUCUGGUUCCAGAACCGGCGCAACAAGUGGAAGCGGCAGCUGGCCGCCGAGCUGGAGGCGGCCAACCUCAGCCAUGCCGCGGCGCAGCGCAUUGUCCGGGUGCCCAUCCUGUACCACGAGAGCGCCGGCGCCGACGGCGGGGGCAGCGGGGCGGGCGGAGGCGGCGGAGGCGGCCCGACGGCGGCCAGCGCGCCUGUCAGCCAGCCCCUGCUCACCUUCCCCCACCCCGUCUACUACUCGCACCCCGUGGUCACCUCCGUGCCGCUCCUGCGGCCCGUCUGAGGACUGGGCCUAGCUCAGACGGACAGGGGACGAGUCAGGGAGGCAGGAGGAGAACGGAGCAGGGAGGGAGGGAGGGAGGGAAGGAAGGCAUGAGAAGGGGUCAUGGAUGGAUGGAUGGAAGGAGGGUGGCUUCUUUAAGAACCGCGUUGAGGGACAGCCACCCUCUCUUGCCUCUCUCAGCCCAGGCCUCCGGGACGAAGCGAUCGCCCCCCAUCACCAAGGACCAGCAGGAACCAAGCAAAGAUUUGGCUGUGUAAGUAGCGCCCGGAUGCUCUGCGCAACGCCCGGCGUGGAGAGACUCUUCCCCUUCGCGGUUCGCUCCUUCUACUUUUGGGUUGUUCAGGAGGAGGACAGAACGGUCGUGGUGAGACCACCACAGAACUACAACCCGGGCUCUGUAGAAGUAGAGAGUGGGGGCUGAUGAGAGCGCUUAGCUUUGCUCUGCUUUAAGGUGGAUUUGGCUAUUUAAAAAUAAAUAAAUGGAGAAGCGUUGCGCAAAAGGAGAUCACCCUCGUGCACUGGUGGUGGUGGGGAGAAAUCACGUGUCCAGAUGGUGCCAAAUGCUGGCGGGGAGAGGAGGGGGUGCUAUGUUGCUUGGAAGCCUCCUGGCUUUAUGGCCCUGGUCCACUUUUGCAAGGAUCUGUUGGUCCUAACUGCCCGAGUCUCCAGUUCUCUGGGAUCUCUAAGGAGAAACGCGGCAAGCGUCACCGUGAACCAUUUUUGACUUGAUUAUUUAUGACACUCCUUAUUUUAUUCUGUUCCGGGUGCGUAUAUCUUUAGUUCUUUCUUUCUUUCCAGAAUAAUAAUCAUGAUAAUCAUAAUAAAAAAGAUGUUGUGGAGAGCUGUAGUCCUUCCCCGGUCCCCGUUUCUUCUUCAAAGCAGCAGCUCCUCUGGUUUAUACCGCUGACCUGUGCAAUACUGUACGAUUCUGAAAGCACUAUAGGGUGUAUUUUUUGUGGGGGGAGUUGUAGGUGAGGAAAUGUCGGGUUUUGGGGGGGAGAAGUGCACAAAUAUAACGGGGGAGACAAAAAAGGGGGGACGGACAAAAGGCAGCUGCUCCUGAACUCCAAACUUCACAAGAGGUCGAGUGUGUCGGGCGCUUUAAGUGAUGGACAAUCAGUCUCUUUAAAGACGAAUUGUAACUUAUUUGCUAUUCUGUACAGCUUUCUUGUCAGUUUCAAGGAGGGCGCGUGGGGUUUUUCGCCUGAAUGGGGUGGAAUCUCGAAUUCUUUCGUGUCAGUCUUUCUCACCUGUUGUCUGACAAAUUAUUCCCGGGCCUCCCCAGAUUUAUUCCUCUCCCCACCUUCUCCCUCUCUAGCAGGGAUCAGUCCUAUUUUUAAAAUUUAAAGAAGAAGAAGAAAAUAUUGUUAUAAGAAUUCAGUGUCGUGAUUGGAGGGAGGGGCGGGCUGAAACAAAUAAAGAAAACCUGUUCAUUA